AUGGCGCAAGCCAGUAACAUUGAGACUACGGUCGCACUGCCGCGACUUGAAGACCUCCUGCGGCACCCGGAGGAUCUAGACAAGAUCAGCGGGCUUAAAGCGGAAUACCUACGGAAGAAGGCGGCAGUUGAUUCACGAUUGCGUGAAGGUCUGCGAGACCAGCUGGAGGCCGUGCAACGCAGCAUUGGUGCUCUAACUGAGGGCCAGCGACAAGUCUCGAAAACGAAAGACGAGCUUCAAGGGAUCGACAAGCUGUGCGCCGAGUCGCAGGAUAGCGUGGAGGACUUUGCGCAGAUUGACCAACUUGCGCGGAUCCAACGACAUUUCGACGCUACACUUAUGAUGAAACGGGGGCUGGAGAAUUUCGACGCGGAUAUCCAGGAAGUCGAGGAUUUGCUCAAAGACGAUGAUGACGAUAUGGAGAACCAGCCUAAUAUUCUGCGUGCUCAUAUGCAGAUCUCGCGGUUAAGGGAUUUCCGCGAUGAGGCUAUGGACCAGAUUCGAAAGGCGAAGGAUCCGAGCUCUGAAGAGACUCUGGCAGAGUACUUUAACAGGUUGGAUUCCGUUAUUGAGUGGUUUGAUGACCACCUUGGCACGGCUUGCAUGAACCUCAUUCCCCUGGUGCAGGCAGAUAACAAGAGCAUGGUUGUGCGUCUCGCUGUUGUUGUAUUGAACGAGGAGAAAAUGAUGAUACGUCGUUUCAAGUCCAUGAACAUUGGUCCCAAGACUGUGCGGGGUUACAAAGACAAAUUCAUCCAAGCUAUCGAGCUUUACGCCCAGGGCCAAUUCGAAGAGACCCUCGAACAAUUCCUUGCAGAUCCAGAGAACCUGGAAAAGAAAUUCCGGUGGUACUUCAAUGAUCUAUUCACGGUCAAGCAAGGCAUGCAGAGCCUUGUCCCGAAGAAAUGGAAGAUAUUCAAAACAUAUACCGAUAUCUAUCAUCAGAUGAUGCAUGACUUCCUGCUCAGCUUGAUCGACGAUACCGAGCUUCCAGCCGAUAAUCUGCUCAGUAUCAUCCACUGGAGCGACAAGUACUAUAAGAAAAUGAAGAAGCUGGGCUGGGCAUCAACAGAACUCCAACCCAACGUUCUCGACGACCGCGAGCCAGAACUAGUCCGAAAGUGGCAGGCCGUCAUCAUCAACGCCGUCGAAGAAUGGAUGGACCGCAUUUUCAACGCGGACAAAAAGUCCCUCGUGGAACGUGCCGCAGAUGCCCUGGACAACAAUGCAGAAGGCCACUUCCGCACCAAGACAUUGGCUGACAUGUGGCGCAUGCUCCACGAACAAGUCAUGGCAUCAGGGGCAUCAGACCGCGCAGACCUGGUAGAAGGCGUCAUCGACGCUAUGUUCCGUGCCCUGAAGAACCGGCAGACUGCAUGGCAGGCACUUGUGGACGAAGAAUGCGCAAAGCACCAAGUAGAAGGCGCGGACCAAGAAGGCGUACAGCUGUUACAAGACUGGCUGAUUGGCAUAGCCAACGACCAGAUCUCCUGCAUCGACGACAACGAGGAGGGCAACCAGUUCGGCUACCUGACGCGGUUCAAAUCCGAUUUCGAGCCUAUGGUCACACCAAAGUACAUGGGCACCACGGCGACCAUCGAGCUGGAUUCACUGCGCGAUGGAUACGUGGAUCUGAGCACGCACUGCCUGGCGCAGUUCGUGAGCCUUGUCUUCUGGGUCGAUCUGGACACCGUGCUACCAGACUUCUACACGUCCCGCUGGUACGGUGAAUUCGCCAUGAAGCGUAUUACUUCCACCUUUGAAGACUACAUGGCAGACUACUCCUCCGUGCUGCACCCAUCCCUGGCCGAGAUCCUGGUCGAGGAACUAUCGGACGAGCUGCUGGUGCGGUACCUGUCUGCAGUGCGCAACAAGGGUGUUAAAUUCCGCCGUAACGUCGACCCCUUCACAGACAAGUUCAAGGACGACGUCCUUACUGUCUUUGCGUUCUUCGAGAAUUACCCUGACUCAUUUCAGGGUACUAUCAAGCAGAAGUGGCGCCUGGUUGAUUGGCUUGUUCGUCUCCUUACUACUGAAAAGGGCCCCGCGCUUGUGGAGGUUUACGAAGCAUUCAAGCUUGAGUACUGGGAUCUGCAGCUUUCGUGGGUUGAGGCUGUGCUGCGCACCCGUGAUGAUUUCGAGCGCAGCAUGCUUACCGCCAUCAAGGCUAAGGCUGCAGAGUUGUCUGUUGAACGGGGACAGGAGACCAUCAUGAGUCGGUUGAGAUGA
Molecule: messenger RNA, 2229 nt
Organism: Penicillium mononematosum
Lineage: Eukaryota; Fungi; Ascomycota; Eurotiomycetes; Eurotiales; Aspergillaceae
Product: SNARE-binding exocyst subunit SEC6
Exons: 2
Coding region: 1-2229 (742 amino acids)
Biological process (GO): exocyst localization; exocytosis
Cellular component (GO): exocyst
Molecular function (GO): SNARE binding
Source: RefSeq, a predicted model, not a curated record